Selaginella moellendorffii is the source of this 972-nucleotide messenger RNA. RefSeq names its product pentatricopeptide repeat-containing protein At4g31070, mitochondrial-like. Gene Ontology annotation, molecular function: RNA binding; protein binding. Lineage: Eukaryota; Viridiplantae; Streptophyta; Lycopodiopsida; Selaginellales; Selaginellaceae. The record is from RefSeq and is a predicted model, not a curated record. The transcript has 2 exons. Bases 1 to 972 code for a protein of 323 amino acids. Gene Ontology annotation, cellular component: intracellular membrane-bounded organelle. Gene Ontology annotation, biological process: RNA modification.
AUGCCCGUGGCAAAUGUUGUGUCCUGGACUGCAAUGAUCGCCGGGAACGCGCAGCACGGCCGAUCCGCCCAAGCAUUCCAAUUCUUCCGGAGGAUGAUCCUCCAAGGCGAUCCAAAUUCCCGGCCAAACCAAGUGACCCUCCUCGCGAUCUUGGACGCUUGCUUGAGCUUGACGAGCAAAUCCGCCAUAGCUACCGUACGGGGUCUCGAGGCGCUAGCGGCAGAGUCAAUAUUCCAUGGGGACAUGAUGGUCAACAGCGCGCUGGUCAACGUGUACGGUAGCCUCGGGAGCGCCCCAGAUGCCCGGAGGAUAUUCCAGUCAAUGCCGGACCGCAACGUCGUCUCCUGGAGCUCCAUGGUCGCCGCGCUGGCCAAGUGUCAACGCAGUGGCGAGGCCAUGGCGACGAUGAGAGCGAUGGAGCUGGAAGGGAUCAAAGCGAGCAGCGUGACGCUCCUAGCAGCGAUCGAGGCCUGCGAGAGCUCCGAGGAUGCGGGAAGAAUCCACGCUAGGAUCGUCCGCGAUGGCUUCGAGGGCGACACCAAGCUGGGCAAUGCGCUCGUCAGAUUGUAUGGCCUCAAGCUGGGGAUGAUCGAUCGAGCUCUAGAGGUUUUCGAUCGGAUCCAGCGCAAGGAUGCCGUCUCCUGGGGGGUCGCGAUUGACGCCUGGGCGGUCAGUGGAUUCCCGCGAGAAUCCCUCGUGAUCUUCGCGCGCAUGGAUCUGGAGGGAGUCUUGGUCGAGGAGGUUUCCUUCACUCUGGCGAUCGAUGCCUGUGCGGCGAUCCCCAGCCUGGAGCGCGGACGAAUGCUUCACCGAGAGAUGAUCGAGGGAGAUCGCUGUGGCGUCGAAGAAGAUCUCCGCCUCGGCAAUUCCCUGAUCAACAUAGGAAGCAGCGCUAGAGAUCUUCCAGGCGAUGAAGCUCGAGGGAAUUCUCCCAAACCAAAUCACUUUCCUCAACCUUCUGGCAACGUGUAG